ACACUACUGAACUGGUUAAACAGGAGAUAGUACGCAGUGUGUCUCUGUGUCCUCAGGGACCCCACACUCUCCUCCUGGUCAUACAGCUGGAUGCCUCAUUGACAAAGAAAGAGAGAUCAGUUGUGGGACACCUGCAGCUUCUCAGUGAGAGAGUCUGGAGUCACAGUCUAUAGUGCUGUUCACUCAUGGGGACCGUCUGGGAGACACAACCAUUGAGCAGCACAUUGAGAGAGAAGGGAAGGCCCUCCAGUGGCUUGUUGAGAAAUGUGGGAACAGGUAUCAUGUCCUCAACUAUAAGAACAAAGUUGAUAGCACUCAGGUCCCUGAGCUGCUGAACAAGAUAGAUGAGAUGGUGGCAGCAAACAGUGGAGAUGUGUUUUACCCUGAGAUGGAUGACAGUAAAGAAAUGAACUGGAGUUCAGAAGAGUGUCAGACAUCACCACUGCCACAGGCUCCAGUGCCCCCAUGCGGGUGUGUUCCAAUGCAGGUUGACAGGUCUGGCCUUUCAGAUGGAGGGAGAGGGGGAGGUGCUCUACAGAACUGUCCAAUGGGAUGAAGGUCUGCUGCUCUCCAUAGGCCAGACCCCUGCAGGACCCCUGUUCAACAUCAGCUGUCCUCAGGGCUCUGUCUGUCAGCUGCACCUCCCACACUGUGAGAUUCUCUCUGGAGAGGGUCUUGACUCCUUGUCUGUGGCUCAUGUCAGUGGUGAUAAUGUGGAGCUUUUGCCUCCCCUGAGGGUGACUGACACACAUGUGGUGGUGAACAUCACAGACCUGUCCCUGUGGGGUCUGGUGAGAUGGUACAUACCCUUCCUCACCACCAGGGGGCAGGUGCUGCCCUUCCUCCAACCACUUGGCCCCCAGCGCUCUGUUCUCAACCUGGUUGUUCUACCACACAACGUUCCACUCCAAGAGGUGGAGAGGAUGCAGAGAUUGAGCUCCUAUAUAGCUGUGUGUUCAGACUGCACACUCUCUCGUGGAGAAGUCUACAGUCUCUGCUGUGAUAUGGUGGAGGGAGAUAUGAUCCAACCUAAGCGUGUUCAGGUCUACUGGAACUACGGUCCAAACUACCACCCCACCUUCCAGGUGUUUCUGAGCGCCGACACAGAGCAGGUGGGGCUGAGGCUUCUGGAGAGAGGGGGAGAAGGAGAGGAGGUGUGGGCAGCAAGUGUUCCACUAACAGGUUCCUCAUCGAUGGGAGGCAGGCAGACUGAGCAUGCUCAGAAGGGCUCUGCAGAGGAGCAGCUGCGCUCUGCAAGACUGGCGUUUGUGGAGCGAGUGACGAUGCCUGUCCUGAAUGAUCUGCUGGAUGGACUUCUGCAGGAGAGGGUGAUCAACGAUGCUGAGAUGGAGGCAGUGAAGGUGGAGACAGUGAGGAAGACCAGAACACGGGUCACCAUCGACAUGGUCCUGAGGAAAGGAUCUCCCUCAUGUUAUGUGAUUAAAUCUAUUUUGGCUAAAUAUGACCCUGCCUUAUACAUAACACUUGGCUUCCAAUAAAACAUGCUGAGAACAGUGUCGGACCUAGGAUGUGUUUCAGCCUGGUAGUGAAUAUAUUGGAUGUGUAAAUAAAUGUAACAUUUAAAUACAGAUCAAUUAAAUAUGAAUUAGCAGUAUACUUACAAAUAAUAUGAUCUACAUUGGAGCUAUAUUGUUUGGAUUAUUCAUAAAACAUAUAAAAUACUCUUUAAAAACUAUUACUGUUUUAUGCUAGGGUACAUACAAAUAGACUCAAUCAAAUGCUUUC
Molecule: messenger RNA, 1746 nt
Organism: Hypomesus transpacificus
Lineage: Eukaryota; Metazoa; Chordata; Actinopteri; Osmeriformes; Osmeridae
Exons: 5
Coding region: 510-1499 (329 amino acids)
Biological process (GO): regulation of apoptotic process
Source: RefSeq, a predicted model, not a curated record